Messenger RNA from Parasteatoda tepidariorum (common house spider), 2788 nucleotides. RefSeq names its product Na[+]/H[+] hydrogen exchanger 3 (gene Nhe3). Lineage: Eukaryota; Metazoa; Arthropoda; Arachnida; Araneae; Theridiidae. Gene Ontology annotation, cellular component: plasma membrane; recycling endosome. Gene Ontology annotation, molecular function: potassium:proton antiporter activity; sodium:proton antiporter activity. Gene Ontology annotation, biological process: sodium ion import across plasma membrane; regulation of intracellular pH; proton transmembrane transport. The record is from RefSeq and is a predicted model, not a curated record.
CGAAUUUUCGUGAUGUUUACCUGCCGAAUCUGUUUCGUAAUUUCGUUGUAGAUCUUUCUAAUGUUUAUGGGCGUUCGUGUGAAUAAUAAUCACUUGAUCUUGCUUACUUAAUUGAAAACUUUUGUUUUGCUAGUCGGAUCGGCGAACGAACAAUAUCUAUUGUGUAUGAUACCGCGUGUGAAGUGAUUCGCGCCGGUUUGUGGCCGCUUGUUUGAGAUAUGCGCCGUCAAAGAAAUAGUAUUGUUUUCUUUUUAACGACUGCAACUUUAUUAUUAGUGCAUGAAUGUAGUGCGAGCGUACCUUAUGACAUAAAACUUGAUGAAAAUGCUAAACGAAUUCAUCAAAUUGACUGUUUAAAUAUAUUAGUUUAUGUAAUUUUACUUAUUCUUACUGUAUGCACUAUAUGGUUUUUUAAAAGGCGCCGUGCAAGAUUUUUGCACGAAACUGGCCUUGCAAUAAUUUAUGGAUUGAUUGUUGGUGCCAUUAUCAGGUAUGGUGGUCAAGAUUACGAAGUUAAUCACAUCUACACAACACCUGCUAGGGGUUAUGGGCAUAACUUAACCAUGCCCCCAGAUAAUAUAUUUUUUCAAAUGGCUGUAGUAAGGCAAACAGCUACUCAAGAUGUGAAGAAUAAGACUUAUGCUUACUCUUUCAGAGGUGAAAUCACAGAUGUCGAAAAUAAAAAAUUGGAUCAAAAGGCAACUUUUGAUCCAGAAAUAUUUUUUAAUAUAAUUCUACCUCCGAUCAUAUUUAAUGCAGGAUAUAGUUUAAAACGUAAAUUUUUCUUCAGAAAUUUGGGCACUAUUUUUACUUAUGCCUUUUUAGGCACUACAAUAUCCUGUUUUAUGGUUGGGGGAAUAAUGUUUGCAUUUCUUCAAUUGAUGCCUAGCAUUACAUUUUCAUUCAAUGAGUGUCUGUACUUUGGGGCAAUGAUUUCUGCAACUGACCCUGUGACAGUUUUAGCUAUUUUCCAUGACCUUCAUGUUGAUGUUAAUCUAUAUGCUUUGGUUUUCGGGGAAAGUAUUCUGAAUGAUGCUAUAGCUAUAGUUUUGGCUGGAUCAAUCAACAACUAUGCUGAAAUGUAUGGAAAGGGAGAUGAUAGUUUCCAAUCUUCAGCCGCAUUUAAAUCUGUAGGAAAUUUUGUGUACAUUUUCAUCUGCUCAUUUUUAAUUGGUUCUGGCACUGGAUGUCUCACCGCUGCUUUGACAAAAUUUACUCGCAUUUGUGACUUUCCUUUGCUGGAAUCCAGUUUGUUUGUUUUAAUGUCCUACAGUACAUUUCUUAUGGCAGAAGCUGCUGAUUUAACAGGCAUUGUGGCUGUUCUCUUUUGUGGUAUUUGUCAAGCUCACUACACAUACAAUAAUUUAACUGUAGAAUCUAGAUCAAGAACUAAACAACUUUUUGAACUUCUGAGUUUUGUAGCAGAGAAUUUUAUAUUUGGCUACAUUGGAGUGUCUAUGUUUACCUACCAAAAGCAUUAUUGGCAUUGGGGAUUCAUCAUUACAGCUUUUAUUGCAAUUGCAGUUGGAAGAGCUUUAAAUAUUUAUCCUCUUUCUUUCCUUCUUAAUUUGGGACGACACAAUAAAAUCCCUUUGAGUUUUCAACAUGUUCUCUUCUUCUCUGGUUUAAGAGGAGCAAUGGCCUUUGCUCUGGCCAUUCGUAAUACAAUGUCAGAAUCGAGACAUCUGAUGCUAACUGCUACAUCAAUUAUAGCUAUUGUUACUGUUAUAUUUUGUGGUGGAUUAGCCACACAACUAUUAGCCUGGUUGGGUAUCCCGGUUGGUGUGGAAGAAGAUCAUGAAAUGCUUCAAUUUGGAAGUCUUAGAACAACUUCUCAAGUAACGACACCAACUGAUUUGAGAAGUCCACCUGCUGCUCAAGUUCUGAAGACUCCUUAUGAAAAAGCAUGGCUUGUUAAGAAGUGGUACAAUUUUGAUCUACGAUAUAUGAAGCCUCUUCUAACUCAUAGUAGACCUACUCUUAUUGAAACUCUACCUUCUUUUUGUCACUCUAUUGCAAGAGUACUCACAAGCACUCAGCAGCUCUCCAAUGACGAGACACCGAAGGGAGAAGAUGAAGAUUCAGAUGCAGAUCUGUGCAUGGAAGAAAACCUUCCUUAUAGUGAUCGCUCAAACGGCCAUCCAGGUAUAUCUACGUUGACUAUUAGUGUAACACAUGCAGCAAAGGAUAUUAAAACGGGGCAUCCACAAUAGAGGGUGAACUUGGAAUCGCUGGACGACUGUCGGAGUUUCCGAAUUCUCGAGUUCGUAUUCCUGGGCUGUCAGGCGAAUUUGUUUGAGUGAUGUGCUUAUUUAUUGUACUUUCUGCAUGAGCAAUGUCAAUUUAUAUGUGUUGCAAUAGAACAGGCACAAACUGUGCACAGAAUAUGUUUGAGCAAUCAUUAGAUUUAUUAUUUAAAAGCCUAUUGUAUAUUUUUGAUAUGAUAUUUGUUGUCCUUCAUCUUCACUGUAUAAAAAGUUUUUUCUCUUUUUCACUUUAAUAGCUUUUUUGUGUAAUGUUUUGUAAUAUAUGUAUGUUCAAUCCCCUAUUGUCUGUCUUUACUUGUAAUUUGCCUAUCCAGAUGUGGUUUUCUAGUAGUUAAAAAAAAAUUCCUUUUAUUUGGUUAAUAAUUUUAUUUUGUUCCUAUAAAAAAGUUUGCAAUAGUUGCUCUGUUUCAGUGUAUCCUAAAUGAAAAAUUUUCAUUUUAAUUAACAGUUACUAGCGUUAUUUUUAAAUUAAUGAAAUUAUUAAGCAAAUCGGAAGUGAAUUGAUUGUGGGAGUCAUUUUU